Messenger RNA from Pollicipes pollicipes, 2660 nucleotides. Its product is annotated as acyl-coenzyme A thioesterase 9, mitochondrial. The coding region runs from base 173 to 1501 and encodes 442 amino acids. Gene Ontology annotation, biological process: acyl-CoA metabolic process. The record is from RefSeq and is a predicted model, not a curated record. Gene Ontology annotation, cellular component: mitochondrion. The transcript is spliced from 12 exons. Gene Ontology annotation, molecular function: fatty acyl-CoA hydrolase activity. Lineage: Eukaryota; Metazoa; Arthropoda; Thecostraca; Pollicipedomorpha; Pollicipedidae.
CGUUUCUCAUGACCACAUGGAACCCCAUCUCUUACGACGUGUUGAGCAGCGACGUUUCGUGAACUGAUCAGCCGGUCCUCAUUACAGACUUAAGCCGACGCCCUUCCCUCCGCAAAACAUUGUCGGCCGAAAGGCAUUCAGCAUUUUAUCAAGAUAUAGUGGCUGCAUCAGGAUGCUUUCCAGCUGCUUGACAAGGGGACUGACAUUAGCCAAAUCUGUGGCUGCCAUCCGUCAUAUCAGCAUCUUUCAUGGAAGGCUGGGUCGCCAAACUGUGCAAGAUGUGAUUGCGCGGCUGGAGUCGCUGACAGGCGCGCAGACGUCAUUCGCGCCGCAGCAGUCGUCAGACCGGGCAGCGCUGGAGCGGAUCCUGCCGCGCAGUCAGGACGAGCUGCCGGCCCGACGCAUGUCCGACAGCUACGACGAGGCGUUUAUUCCGCUCGGCAGCGACCUCAAGCUGCGCGACAAGUACAUCAACUACAUGGGCGGCGUGCGCUCCGGCCGCCUCAUGGAGGACAUCGACGUGUUCGCCGUGUGGCUGUGCUAUCGGUACGUGCUGAACCCCAAACAGCUCCCGAACAUGCCAAGCCCAUUCUGCAUUGUCACUGCACUGGUGGAUCGCAUCGACUUCUCGGCCCACAAUCUGAAGCCUGACGCCGAUAUCCGGCUCUCGGGCAAGGUGACGUACGUAGGCACCAGCUCGAUGGAGACCACCGUGGUGCUGGAGCAGCUCAGCGCUGGCCAGUGGCAGCAGGUGACAAAGGCGGAGAUGGUGAUGGUGGCUCGGGACCCGCUCAACAAGGGCUCGGCCGUGGUCAACCCGUUGCUGGCCGAGACGCCAGAAGAGGUGGAGAUGGUCAAACAAGGCAACGUGAAUAAGCUGCGCAGAAAGCAGAUGUCGGAACAGUCGCUGUUCAAGCUGCCGCCGACGCCGUCCGAGGUGGCGCUCAUCCACCAGGUGUUCAUCGACACGGUGGACCACGGCACGUUCCGGCAGCGGCGGCCCGACGACGCGCUCUUCAUGAGCGAGGCUAAGCUGAAGAACCUCAUCAUCUGCCAUCCGGAGAACCGCAACGUGUACGGUAAAAUCUUCGGCGGAUACCUGAUGAGACAAGCGCUGGAACUGGCGUACGCCAGCUCGCUGAUGUACAUCAGUAGCGGCAGCCGGCCUCGCCUCACUCACGUUGACGACAUCCUGUUUCGGAAACCGGUGGACGUGGGCUCGCUGCUGUAUCUACUGUCGCGGGUCGUCUACACGGAACACAACAACCUGCAGCUGUGCGUCUCGGCAGAGGUGGUGCACCCGCGGCUCGGCACGCGCGACCUCACCAACGUGUUCUACUUCACGUUCAGCGCCAAGGAGCCGGUGAAGGUGAUCCUGCCGCAGACUUACCACGAGAUGAUGAUGUUCCUGGACGGCCGACGGCACUACCAGGCGUUGAUCGGCGAGAAGAAGUUCUACGGCCAGGCGGAUACCGUGGAGGAUGCGCACAGCGGCAUGUAAAGCCAUGCGACUCAGAGGGGGGGCGAGAAGGGCUCGGUCACAGGAGGCCCACCUCUGCUGUGUCUUGGCGAGCCCUCGACCGUUCGCCCUCGGACCAGCAUGUCCCGACGCUUUAAAUGACACGAAGAACUCCCGAUCUUGCGCACCACGGCUUUCCUCGGCGGUGAGCCUGACCAGCAGUGCGAGGUGUUCACAGGGCGGGCUGGUGCGGACUGCCUGCCGUCUGCCGGGCACCAGCUACGUCAGCCGCCCCCCCCCCCCCCCGCGCGCCGCACGUACAGGACUCGCGGCUGAAGCGACGGCCGUCCGCCUGCUCCGGCUUGUCGGCAGACUCGGUGGACUCGGCGCUCUGUCGUCAGACCCGGUGCUCUGCCGGCGGACUCGGUGCUCUGUCGGCAGACUCGCCGCUCUGUCGACGGUCUCGGUGGACUCUUGCUCUGUCGACGGACUUGGCGGACUCGGCGCUCUGUCGACAGACCCGGCGCUUUGUUGGCAGACUCCGUGCUCUGUCGCCUGAUCCGGUGGACUCGGUGCUCUGUCGACAGACCCGGUGCUCUGCCGGCAGACUCGGUGCUCUGUCGACGGUCUCGGUGGACCCUUGCUCUGUCGACGGACUCGGUGGACUCGGUGCUCUGUCGACAGACUCGGUGCUCUGUCGACGGACUCGGCGUUCCGUCGGCCGGCUAGUUUAAGGACCGCGCACGAGGCGUGGACGCGACUGAGACCUGGUCGCUUUACGGGUCUCGGAAGCCUUUUCUUUGGUUUCCCUUUCCGCUCCAUUGCAUUUCACAGUGACCUGAUGCCUAAUGCUAACGUCGGCAAGCUGGCAGCGUCUGCCGAUGAGAUCUGACCACAUGGCGUGUGCAUCCUCUAAACCCGUACUCGCGUCGCAGAUCAUCAAUCUUAAUGCCGUUCCCGGGCUGGUACUGGCUUGAUGGUGUUUCUUUUGCUCCGUAUUGACCCGGAUCGAAAGAGUGCAGAACUGGAAGGCACACUGAUGGAACCAUUGCGUGUUGCGAGGAAUAUCCUCCAUACUCUGUUGCCGUAGCAGGUUCGAUCGUUACAGUUUAACCAACCAGGUUCCACUUUGUUUACUGUGUAUUAGUUAUUCACAUCGUUUGCUGUGGCUAAAAAAAAAAGAAAAAAAGCAUUUGUACCA